AUGCUAUACCGCCACAACCCAAUACUCAGUCGUUACUUUCACCACAUCAGCAAAACAGAAAGACGUAUAUUCAUGAUGUCAAAAUUUGGUCCUCCAAUCAAUAGAUCAAUGACGCAAUUGGAUCGUGAUUUUUUCCGCAAAGACGUCACUCUCUUGGCUGCCUACUUUCCCCAGCCUCAGUUCUUGGCCCGUUUUGUCAAAGAGUGCAAAAAAGACAUUUUAAUGCUCCCUUCCAUCAAGCAUAUAGUGCCCAUGGAAAUGUCCAAGGCAGUCCUCCUCAGAGACGAUAUCGACGACAUUAGCCAAAUCUCCGAGGACACCAGGGCAAAAAUGGACGAAAUGAACGUCCAGCUAAAGCCGUAUACGAUGUCUUUGGAUUACAAUUUCUGGAAGGCUGACGAUAUUCUCAGGGCAGUUUUACCAGAAGACUUGUUGGAUGAAAUUCCUACAGGAUUUGCUCAAGCAGGUCAUGUUGCCCACUUGAACUUACGGAACGAAUUCAAACCUUAUGGUCUGCUCAUUGGACAGGUUAUUCUUGACAAAAAUUCAAAAGUGGAAACUGUGGUGGAUAAACUUGAUACUAUCGAUACCAAAUUCCGCACGUUCAAAAUGCAAGUGCUAGCAGGAAAAGACGAUCUCAAUGUGGAACAGAGCGAAAGCGGGUGUCGGUUUCAAUUUGAUUUUAGUAAAGUGUACUGGAACUCUCGUUUGAACACAGAACAUGAACGGUUAAUCGACCUGUUCAAGCCACACGAAGCUGUUGCAGAUGUGUUUGCAGGAGUAGGUCCUUUCGCCGUGCCUGCGGGAAAGAAAAAUGUGGUAGUUUUGGCCAACGACUUGAACCCAGAAUCUUUCAAAUAUCUCAAAAACAACAUAACUUUGAACAAGACUGACGAUUUUGUGAAACCUUAUAAACUCGACGGAAGAGAAUUCAUACGAAAGUCCCCAUACUUGCUCCUUGAGUGGGCUAAUUCUGUGCAAAGUAUAGAGAAGAAGAGAGUGGUGAAACGUCGCAAAAUUGACCCAGAAACAAAGAAAGAAAUUACGUCCAAAGGAACCGAAGUUACAACGGUGAAAAUUCCCAAGUUUAUCACUAACUAUGUUAUGAACUUGCCUGAUUCUGCAUUGACUUUCCUUGAUGAGUUCAUAGGUCUUUACAGCGACCCAGCAGUUAGAAAAGUUGUUGAAAACGAGCCCAACUUUGAACCUCCAACCGUCAAUGUUCACUGCUUCGAAAAGUUCUCACCUCACGAACCAGAACCUACCCUCGAGGAACUCCAUCAUCGCAUACACAAAAGAAUUAGGGAUCUACUCAAAUGCGAGCUUCCCUUCGAGAAGUGCUCUUUCCAUCUUGUACGGAGAGUAGCACCUACAAAACCGAUGUUUUGCGUAACAUUCCAGCUUCCUCACGAGGUUGUGUUUCGCAAUUAG
Molecule: messenger RNA, 1431 nt
Organism: Meyerozyma guilliermondii ATCC 6260
Lineage: Eukaryota; Fungi; Ascomycota; Pichiomycetes; Serinales; Debaryomycetaceae
Product: tRNA (guanine) methyltransferase
Exons: 1
Coding region: 1-1431 (476 amino acids)
Biological process (GO): tRNA N1-guanine methylation; mitochondrial tRNA methylation
Cellular component (GO): cytoplasm; mitochondrial matrix
Source: RefSeq, a predicted model, not a curated record